UGCUGAUUCAGAGGUUAGGAAUUUGCAUUUGAUUGCUGUUUGUCAACCAAUGGCGGCACCGUGUGUGUGUGUGUCGGCGAGGCGACUAUUCCCCCCCCCACCCCACGCCUCCGUGGGCGCUCACAUCGACAGCCAACCUCUGAAAACACAAUUACACACCAAAAAGCCGGAGGCCGGGAGCAGAUAUCAUGCAGUCACAUGCAACGAGUUUACUUGUAGCAGAUAAACACAAGCGCCACCUCUUUUUUUCCUGCUUGUGGAGCUUUUUCUACCCGCUGUGUGUCAUUUAGGAAGGGGGGGGGUCACAGUCAGGGAAAUCAGGAAUGCUUCUUCCGGUCUCAAAGCGUGUGAAAACCCAGCGGAAGUCAAUACGGUUUUUGUAGUCUGUCAACAAAGUCUAGUACUCCUACCUGCGGUCUCGUCCCUCCCACCCUCCCUCUCUGACAUCAAGACCUCACAAGACAAUUCCGUUCACAUUCCCAUCACCGAAAAUCCUCCUGCCGGGCGACUAGAACCUGGAAAAAAAAGGACCAAUAACAAUCUUCACACGGAACCGGAAUUCUUGCUCCCUCAGUGGGGGAGCGAGGUGAAGCAAAGGCAUCGUAACAUUGUGCCGCUCCCCCCCCCCCCCCAAGAUAUGAAGCUGCAGGCCGUUAUGGAGAACCUGCACAGGCAGCAGAGGGCCAAGUUGAUGAUGGAGCAGCAGCUUCAGCAGCAAGCCGCGCUCCAGCACGCUCAGAUCCGUAGCGGCGGCGGUGGCGGCGCCGGCGGAGUCGCGGGCGACGAAUCCAUAAACAACCCGGCUCCUGAUAACGAGCAGGCCCAGUUAGUGGCCCUGGCGGCGAUGCGUGCGGCUGCGGCCGGAUUACAACGGGUGUCCGAAACCCGCUUGUCGGAGCGCAGCAGCGGCAGCGAUGAGGAAGGUGAAGACGACGAUAAUGAAGGAGAGGAGCAAUAUAAAGACAUGAUGGGCUCGGAUGAGGAGGAGCAGAUCAAAAGGAAAUGGGACGAGGAGGACUUUGAAGGCGAGAUGGAAGAAGACUUUGACGACGACCUCGCCGAGGAAGGUCUGCCAACGGGCCACAACGCGGUGGUUCCCGGGAAAGGCAUCCUACUGCUGCCUCACCGCCAGAUCCACCCGCACUCCCAGCUGCUGAAGGCCCGGCCCAGCGUUGACCAAGAGCCGCGUGUCGCCAUCUUGCCUCCGAACGCCACGCACAGCCACCAAGGGGGCCAAGACCACGGGGAAUGGACCUACGAGGAGCAGUUCAGACAGCUGUAUGAACUGGAUGGAGACCCAAAAAGAAAAGAAUUUCUGGAUGACCUCUUCAGCUUCAUGCAGAAAAGAGGGACCCCGGUGAAUCGUAUUCCCAUCAUGGCCAAGCAAGUACUGGAUCUGUACAUGCUGUACAGGCUGGUGACCGAGAAGGGCGGCCUGGUGGAGGUCAUCAAUAAGAAACUGUGGAGGGAGAUCACCAAGGGACUUAACCUGCCUACCUCAAUCACCAGUGCAGCCUUCACCCUCCGCACACAGUACAUGAAGUACCUGUACCCGUAUGAAUGUGACAAGAGGGGCCUGAGCAACCCCAACGAACUCCAAGCGGCCAUUGACAGCAAUCGGCGGGAAGGCCGCCGGCAAAGCUUCGGUGGCUCCCUCUUCACCUACUCGCCCAACGGGACGCCAACCAUGCUGUCUUCACCAAAGCUCUCGACACCCGCUAUGGGCUUGACAGUCGGUACCAACGGGGCCUCGCUCACCGCCAUUCAGAAGAUCAAGAAAGAAGAGGGCGGUCAACCCCUCAUGGGGGUCGGUGUGCCUCGCUUACCAGUGGGGCCGCUGGCAGGGCACUCGGUGGCCGCCGUGCAGGCGGCGGCAGCCCAAGCGGCCAUGGCGGCUCAGGUGGCGGCUUUGGAGCAGCUGAGGGACAAGCUGGAGGCUGGAGAGCCACCGGAGAAGAAGAUGGCGCUGCCAGCUGAGGAACACCAUCGGCUACUGCAGAGGGCACUGCAACACAACCUGCUGGCCAUGACAGCGCAGAUACCCAUGAACGUCCGCAUCAACCAACUAGAUGGUAGACAGGACUCAGCCAUGAACCUCACCACCAAUGGCACAAACAGCAUUAGCAUGUCAGUGGAGCUCAACGGAGUCGUGUACACUGGUGUCCUUUUUGCUCAGGCGGCAGCCGGGUCAGCCCCGUCGGGCGCGUCCCUCUCCGGCAAGGCUGUGGGCAGCAGCCGCGGCGUCGCUCCUCAACCGCUACAACAACAACAACAACAACAGCAGCAGCAGCAGCAGAACGUACCUACCUCAACCUCCAACAACCCAGUGUCUUAACAAAGCAUCAGCCUUCCUCUUUAUUUUUUUAAUUAUCAUGCUAAGUAAAGCCAAAAAAAAAACAAAAAAAAAACCUCAUUUUCUACAUAGUCUAUGCCAAAAAAAAAAAAAAAACACACCGACACAAACUGUAACUCAGCCCACUUGAAUUACACGCUCAGGUUUUUUGUCAUCACUUCACCUCUUUUUGUUCUUCAUAACCGCAUAUCAUUUUUGGAGGAAAAUAUCCCAACAUAGAGCCAGUAUAUGUUAAAAAAAAAAAAAAAAAAAAAAGUAUAUAUGUACAACCUGUGAAUUAUUUAUUUCUGCAUACAUGUACAGCUUAUGGAAGAACAAAAGAGAAGGUAAUAACCAUAAGAGGGGUAAUGCACUGUUUACACUCACAAACACAGCUACUGACUGACAGUAAUAUUUGACUAUAUUUGUUGUUUAUCUAUAUUAUUUUUAUUCUUUUUUUUUAUCAUUUAAAUCUUUAUCAAUCUUUUCACUGCAGGAAAACAUCUAUAUAUUUAGAGGUCUAUAAUAAUAAUAAUAAUAAUAAUUGAAAAAAAAAUCUAUUUUUAAUCAUAAAAGCUUUAAAAAGUAUAUAGGGUUUCUUAGGGAGCGUAUAACAAUGCACCAUUGUGACCUACUUCUGUGUUAAAACCAGAUACCUUAUUCACAUGGCAGACGUUACAGAGCGGUGUCCUGGUUUGAAACGAGACCUGCGGUCCGAUCGGGACCACGUGUCUCAAAUCUCAAGCCUGAGGAAUUUUUUUUUUUUUUUUUUUUUUUUUUUUAAAAAGGUUCUGCCGGCACUAAUGUUUAUUUUAUUAAUAUAUUUGGUUCCUGUGCUGGUUCCUGCUGAAAUUAUUCAUUGUUUUCUCCGCUUCCGUAGUCGGUUAAGGCUCAAUUAUGCUACAGUCGUCCCUUCUCUGCCAAAACACAAGGGGGCGGUGUUUGUUUUUUUCUAAGAGGAAACAACCCUAACUCUCGUGGACUAGCUAUUUAGCUCCCUGAAGUCGGGACUUAUUAUAUAUGCUACUCCAAGCUCUUCAUAUUUAUAUUAGAUCCAUAGAACUGAUCAGAUUUGCGUACAGUGGAACCUCGGUUAGCAUCAUUAACCCAACAUACGAGGGUCGCGGGGGUUGCUGGAGCCUAUCCCAGCUGUCUUCGGGCGAGAGAGGCGGGGUUACACCCUGCACUGGUCGCCAGCCAAUUUACAUUGAAAAAACAAACAACCAUUCACACUCACAUUCAUACCUACACAGAGAUGGCCGAGGGUGGGGGAAAGACAAAAUAAGAAGCCAAAAAGUUACCACUUCCACACAAAAUAGGAGGAGAACUCAUUCAUUCAUUCAUCCAUUUUCUAUGGACUGGUGGCCAGCCAAUCACAGGGCACAUAUAGACAAACAACCAUUCACACUCACAUUCAUACCUAUGGACAAUUUGGAGUCGCUAAUUAACCUAGCAUGUUUUUUUUUUGGAAUGUGGGAGGAAACCGGAGUACCUGGAGAAAACCCACGCAUGCACGGGGAGAACAUGCAAACUCCACACAGAGAUGGCCGAGGGUGGGGAAAGACAAAAUAAGAAGCCAAAAAGUUACCACUUCCACACAAAAUAGGAGGAGAACUCAUUCAUUCAUUCAUCCAUUUUCUACCGCGUAUCCUCGCGGGGUUGCUGGAGCCUAUCCCAGCUGUCUUCGAGCAAGAGGCGGGGUACACCCUGGACUGGUCGCCAGCCAAUUUACGUUGAAAAACAAACAACCAUUCACACUCACGUUCAUACCUAUGGACAAUUUGGAGUCGCUAAUAGUAGUUUAUUUUUGUAGGUUUUUUUUCAAUUUUCUUCUCACAAUAUAAUGACUUAAAUCCCGUAACAAUUAUAUUGAAAGAGGUAAAUUUUUGCAGUAGUUUAUUUUUGUAGUUUUUUUCAAUUUUUUUUCUCAUAAUAUAAUGAUUUAAAUCCCGUAAUAAUUAUAUUGAAAGGGGUACAUUUUUGCAGUAAUUUAUUUUUGUAGUUUUUUUGCCAUUUUUUUCUCAUAAUAUAAUGACUUAAAUCCUGUAAUAAUUUGACUUUGGCGGGGGAACGGCGAACUGUAGCAUAAUGAAGCCUUGGGUUUUUUUGUCACUUUUGCUGGCCUCGAUGGCGUGCUGGAUGACUCUUCCUGCUAACUUCCUGUUCCAAGAAUGUUCUCAGGUGUCCGGCGCGUUUGCAAAGCGGGAAAGUCAGUUUCUAUCUUUUAUUGUCCGUUUUUAAGCUCGUCUUUCUUGUGAAGUGGAUAAAGCCGAAAAGGAAAUCUCGCUCACUUGGACAAUCAGGUGGUCAGGAGGCGCAAGCUGCGCUUCAGAGGACCUGACGGUAGUUUAGCUCAUAUGUGGCGCUUUCUGUGUUUUUUUUGUAUACAUUUGUUGUGUUUUCUUCAGCAUGACUUUUUUUUGUGCUUCUGAUCCAAGUGCUUCUUAUAUCCUGUGCUGUUUGGAGGACCAUGUCUGUCUUGAGACCCGGGACCAGAACCGAGCCUGUCCCCGGCGUCCUCAGGCGUAGAGAUUUUUUUUGCUUAAAAGGCGCUUUUGACAAUGUCUUUGCAGUUUGAAGUAGAUCAAUUUUCAACGUUACCUCAGAUUGUCCGUCAUCCCGUUACCACACUACGCCAAAUAACCUCAUUCUUGCUUAAGCUAGCGUUAGCAUGUAGCUUCUACGUGGAGGCCUUAAACCGUACGGCGGUUGUUGCUUUGUUCAACGUCUUGCUUUACUGCCCCCCCCCCACACCAUCACCACCACCAGCUGCUGUUCCGCCUUUACUUGUUUUAUGACUUCAGGGAAAGACACAGUUCAAGUUACGAGACGCAGUUAUGAGAAUCAAGUCACAAUAUUAUUAUCAUAAAACUAAAUGUGCAAUUUAAUAAAAUCCUCAACAGUCCCCAGUUUAAGUUUAUAAACAAUGAAAUUGGCGAUAUUUUGGCACCACCCACUAUCUAUAUUUAUGUGAUUUUGUAAACCAGGGGUGUCCAGAGUGUUCCGGAGGUCAAUUUUUGCAGUAGUUUACUUUUUUUGUUUUUUUUUGCAAUUUUUUUCUCAUAAUAUAUUGACUUAAAUCCCAUAAUAAUUAUAUUGAAAGGGGUAAAUUUUUGCAGUAAUUUAUUGUUUUGUUUUUUUUUUGCAUUUUUUUUCUCAUAAUAUAAUGACUUAAAUCCCAUAAUAAUUAUAUCGAAAGGGGAAAAUUUUUGUAGUAGUUUAUUUUUGUAGUUUUUUGUAAUUUUUUUCUUAUAAUAUAAUGACUUAAAUCCCAUAACAAUUAUAUUAAAUAAGGUAAAUUUUUGCAGUAGUUUAUUUUUGCAAAUUUUUUCUCAUAAUAUUAAUGACUUAAAUCCCAUAAUAAUUAUAUUGAAAAGGGGACAUUUUUGCAGUAGUUUAUUUUUGGGGUUUUUUUCAAUUUUUUCUCAUAAUAUAAUGACUUAAAUCCUGUAAUAAUUAUAUUGAAAGGGGUAAUUUUUUGCAUUUUCUUCUCAUAAUAUAAUAACUUAAAUCCCGUAAUAAUUAUAUUGAAAGGGGUAAAUUUUUGCAGUAGUUUAUUUUAGUAUUUUUUUUCUCAUAAUAUAAUGACUUAAAUCCCGUAAUAAUUAUAUUGAAAGGGGUAAAUUUUUGCAGUAGUUUUUUUUUUGUAAUUGUUUUCUCAUAAUAUAAUGACUUAAAUCCCGUAAUAAUUAUAUUGAAAGGGGUAAAUUUUUGCAGUAGUUUAUUUUUUUUAUUUUUUUUGCAUUUUUUUCCUCAUAAUAUAAUGACUUAAAUCCCAUAAUAAUUAUAUUUAAAGGGGUAUAUUUUUGCAGUAGUUUAUUUUUGUAGUUUUUUUGCAAUUUUUUCUCAUAAUAUAAUGACGUAAAUCCCGUAAUAAUUUGACUUUGUUCUCGUGUUAAUAUGACUUUUUCCCAAAUUAAUUUUUAUAUUCAUAUUUUUUUUAUAUUUGAGUUUGUGCUGCUAAAUUAGUUUCAUUUUAUAUGGACCUAAAAGUUUUAUUUUUUUCCCUACUAUUUUGAUUUAAUUUUUUUUUAUCAGAUUUUUUAAAUAAAACAGCCACAUGCUGCACUUUGGACACCCCUGGCUUAAUGCAUAUGUUCAGUAACUUGGAUUUUUUAUAUCAGCCACUUAUCCACUGGGGGCGCUGUUCAGUAACUUGGAUUUUUAAUUCAGCCACUUAUCCACUGGGGGCGCUGUUCAGUAACUUAGAUUUUUAACUCAGCCACUUAUCCACAAGGGGCGCUGUUCAGUAACUUAGAUUUUUAACUCAGCCACUUAUCCACUAGGGGCGCUGUUCAGUAACUUGGAUUUUUAACUCAGCCACUUAUCCACUAGGGGCGCUGUUCAGUAACUUGGAUUUUUAACUCAGCCACUUAUCCACUAGGGGCGCUGUUCAGUCACUUGAAUUUUUAAACUCAGCCACUUAUCCACUAGGGGCGCUGUUCAGUAACUUAGAUUUUUAACUCAGCCACCUAUCCACAAGGGGCGCUGUUCAGUAACUUAGAUUUUUAACUCAGCCACUUAUCCACAAGGGGCGCUGUUUAGUAACUUGGAUUUUUAACUCAGCCACUUAUCCACUAGGGGCGCUGUUCAGUAACUUGGAUUUUUAACUCAGCCACUUAUCCACUAGGGGCGCUGUUCAGUAACUUAGAUUUUUAACUCAGCCACUUAUCCACUAGGGGCGCUGUUCAGUAACUUGGAUUUUUAACUCAGCCACUUAUCCACUAGGGGCGCUGUUUAGUAACUUGGAUUUUUAACUGAUAGACCUGAUAGAAUAUGAUGAGUUCUAUUAUCCCUCACAUUUUAGCUCAGGGGUGUCCAAACUUUUUUCCACAAUGGGCUACAUAUUGAAAAAUCAUGUUUUUAUUUUGUAAUUUUGCAAAAAAAAGGUAAAAUUGUCACAAAAAGAUCGGGAUAAUCGGCUUCGGAGUGAAAUUACAGAAUCAACCAAGUAAAAUUUUAAGUUAAUCUUCAUGUUUCUAUUUAGUUUUACUUUUUUUUUAGUUUAAUUUUAUUUCUCCAAUAUGAUAUCACACUUUGGGCACCCCUAUGUUAGCUGGACGUUUUUGUGAGAAAUAACUAUUUCCUUUUUUCAGAGUUUGAAAAUCAACUCCCGAUUCCUGUCACUUUUUACCCAUGUGACAGUUCAGAUUCCAACGAUAUGAGAUGAAAUGUGCAGUUUUUUCGUACGUUUACGCACAAAAAAAGUACAAGAUCAGCUGUAGAAACUGCUCUUUUUUUUUUUUUUUUUUAAAGCUGUAUACCAGGAAGUACUAAUCAAACAUCGCUUACUUGUCAUGACGAUAUGUCAAAGUGCCUUCUAAAUGGCGACUACAGUAUAGUACAUAUGCACACUAUGGAAAGCAUGAAUUAACAUUAUAAAGAAAAGAUACUUUAUAUUAAAAAGGGGGGAAAAGGUUAUGGUUUUGUCACUCAAGUCGGUGCUGAAAAGAGCUGACAAUCAAAUCAAGGCGCUCUAAUUAAAAGCAUCUGUUCCGGGGACGUAAAAUCCAAUCAAUUCCAAUUUAAAGAAUCCAAUUUUUUUUUUGUUUUUCUUGAACAUUUCCCCCCCCCUACACACCCCCCUUAGAAUGACCUUUUGUCCCCUUUAGGCAACAAUCAAGCACGUUCCCCCCCACCUUUCUAUAAUAUAUAGAUCUGUUUCCAGUGUAUCGACCACAAGAGCAAGCGGCUAGUUUCUCUCCUGUUUUAGUUUUAAUAUUGCGACAACACUGUAUACCUCCAAACGGUCUCGAACAUGCCUUCAACUACUGUUUAGACGCAUUUCUACCUCAUGGAAUCGGAGACGCUGGAGAAAAACAAACAAAGGUGUUAAUCAUUUUUAAUCACCUUCAGGAACUAUUAGUGCAGAGUUCGAUUUUUUAUUGCAUUUCCCUUCCAGAAAUUCUGACUCAAACCGAAUACUUUUUAAAAAAUAUAGCGUUUUACUUGUAGAAAAAAAAUCCAAAUGCAUAAAAAUGAGGAGUAAAAGGGAUAAAUUAACAUAAAUCGUCACUUUUACCUUCAUUGAAGAAUUGAUUGUUGAGAAAGAACGUUUCUCGCCUUCUUUAUGCUAGCACUCCAUUGUGAGUGAGUUUGAUGCUAACGGCGUAACUGUGUUCGUAAGACUUCGGAUUUUUUUUAGUACAUUUUCAAUGUCAACCCAUAAAUAUGAUAAUCGGGUCCACAUCCAUAGCUUGGUUCAAAUAUUUUGAUAUUGGCAUGAAAUUUAGUCAGAUAUCAGCUUAAAAAUUUAAUAUCAAAAUUGAUUUUUUUUUCCCGAUCAUAUUUUUAAAAUAUUGUAUACAACACAUGUGUUCAUUACACCACAGGAGUUAUGUCAUGUUACACAUAUCGGUAUCAAAGUUGAAUCAAGUUGGACAAUAUCGGCAUAUCGGUUUUUGGCAAAAAAAAAAAAAAAAAACAAAAAACAAUAUCGUGCCAAUUAAGCCAAUAAAAGCUUUAAAAAAUAUAUCCUAACAUCAUAACAUUAUAAAAAUUAUAACAAAACAUCCAAAAAAUGAACAAGUUAACAGUAUUUUGUCAACAAUAAAGUCAUAUUAUUAGGGAAAAGUUGUAAUCCAACGAGCACAAGUAAUCAUACGGGAAUACCGUUGUAAUAUCAUGAGAUAAAAUAACUUAAAAUAACUAAAUUUUAGUAGCUUUUAAGUUGAAAUAUUAAAGAAAAAGUCUUAGUAAGUGUAUUACUAUGAGGAAAAAAAAACAACAAAUAAAGUUUUUUUUUUAAAGUUUUUGGAAAAUCCCAAAAAAUUGUGAGAAAAGUUCGAAUAAAGUAGAAUAAAGUCCAAAUUAAUAGAAGAAAUUGUUGGAAAAUUUAAAAUAAAAAAAUAAAAAUAAAAAAUAAAAAUAUUGGAAUAGAGUCACAAUUACAAGAUGAAAAUUUUAAAGAAAAAAUAAAUAAAUUGGUGUAACAUUGAUGUACUGUGAUUGGCUGAUACCCAGAGUCAGCCGGGAUAGGUUCCAGCGUACCCCUUAAUGAAUGAAUUAAUUAAUUUUGAAAAAAAAAAUGAAUUUUACAAGAAUAAAGUCAAAAUAUCAAGCGCAAAAAUUUGUAUUCUAACAAGAAAAAAAAUUGCAUUAUUUUACAAAAAUAAAUAUUUUAUUAGCACAGAUUUGAAAUAUUAAAUAAUUUUUGUCUGAAGUAGUAAUAUUUAAAGAAACAAAACAAAAUUAAGUUGUCAUUGGGUUGCGGAAACGGUUAUAUUAUGGGAAUAAAGUUCAAAUAUUAUGAGGAAAAAAAAUGUAAAAAAAAAUUUAUUUAAGAAGAAAUUAGAAAUAUUUGAGGGGGGUGUAGCGGGACAGCAAAAAUACUAAUACACUUUUUCACGUUUUUUUUUUACCCCCUUUGGAAUAUAUAUAAGUUGCAUUUAAGUGGAACCUUGCGUCCUUUCAUUUGUGACCCUCGGUGGAAAAAGUUUGGACUCCCCUUCUGUAGCAUAUAUUCAGUUUUUGGAGUGGGGGGGGGGGACAGUCUUAACUUUGUUUCUGGUAGCUUUGAGUCCAAACAAUAUGGAGUCUUUGUUUGGUGGCUUUCAGGACAUUCUGGACCAGAACUAGAAAAGUACACAUUUGGGGCCGUGAAUCACUUUGACUGUAUCUAUUUGCUCCCUGCUGCUGUAAAUCCGUUCACGGAAUUUUUCACCACGGCUUUUAUGGGUCGGGGGGUGCUUGUGUCGCUUCACCACCGGCUCCGAAAUGUGGACUGCAAAUGAUAAUGAUGAUGAUAAAGUAUAACAAGAUGCCUUCUGCUGUGACAAUUGUAUGAAUUAACCUGUAUUGCUAAUAUUCAUCGAAUAGAUGUGGCUUUUUAGGGGUUUAUAUCAUAUAUGUUUUUUUUUUUCUAUUUCUUUGCUUUUGUUUUUGAGUAUGCCGUAGCAGUCCAGCACACAGAGAUUACGUUUUAGAGCAGAUUUAUUCAUUUAAACAUAAUUAUAAUGUGACUUUUUUUUUUGUGUGUUUUUGGAAGCAAACUUCAGAUAGGAAGCGAGGCCUCGUGCCUUGUCUCUUGAAACUUCUCAGGAAAAUCUACCUCUACCUCCAGUUUGAUGCAUUCAGGUGUCAAGUUAAAGUUUAGUGGGUACACACGUACAGCUCAACGCUUCUGCUGCUGGUGCGAGGACCAACAGCAGGGAACCCCGCGGCUCGACAGUACUGCUGUUUUUUUUUUUUUAGCACUGCUAGUAGUUUUCAGUCUGUUCACUUAAUGUGUGCUUAUUCCUUUCUUUAUCUAGACAUGAUUUUUGAUGAAUGGGUUUCCUAGUAACCACGGUAACAGUGAAGUGGGCAGCCAAUGCAACUGUUCCCUUUUUCUUUGUUUUUGAUGGGUGAAGAUUAUUCUUGCCUGUUUUACUCGA
Messenger RNA from Doryrhamphus excisus (bluestripe pipefish), 10707 nucleotides. It is a transcript of the gene arid3a, whose product is annotated as AT-rich interactive domain 3A. The record is from RefSeq and is a predicted model, not a curated record. Gene Ontology annotation, biological process: regulation of transcription by RNA polymerase II. Gene Ontology annotation, cellular component: nucleus. NCBI's taxonomy places the organism in Eukaryota, Metazoa, Chordata, Actinopteri, Syngnathiformes, Syngnathidae. Gene Ontology annotation, molecular function: DNA binding.